AUUGCGAACAUAACUGAACGACAAAAAAGAUGGCGUCGUCUGUGGUAAGAAAGAACAAGGCAUUCGGGAACCCUAUCCGGAUCUGUCCCCAGCAUCCCCGGAAGAAGAUCGUAAGCGUGUGUAACACUUGCGGUGAGCAGUUUGUAUGUCUGCUAUGUAUCGCCGCGGCCCAUACCGGCCAUCGUCUCGUGGAGACGGACGAUUACCUUAAUGUGAAAAAAGUCUCACUUUCUGGUCUUCUCGUAGAUUCCGACGCGAAGAUAAAAACUAUCGAUGAACGGGUGGAGAAGGUUCAGCAAUUUCGAGUGGACAAUAAGAAAGUUUUAGAACACACCAUUCAAGCUGUGAAUAAUAGAGGCGCAGAACUGAAAGCCGAAAUUGAUAAAAUCAUUCUAGAUUUCACUCAGCGCUCCCGAGAGGUUUGUGAGAAGAAUACCGAUAUACUCGAGGCGAUGGAGAAGAGAUUGCUUACACAGCUAACAGACAUUACCGCUAUUGUAAACAAAUGUAAAACGGCCCUAGCAAAUGACAAAAACGCUGAUAUGGGUUCGUUAGAGAGAAGUCUGCGGGUUGAAAAUGCUCGGCCCUUCAAACCUUUUCCCGUUUUACAAACGCCCGGUCUGAUAGCGGAAGAGGAUCCAGCAGCCCAACAGCUCAUCCUGUUCGGCUCAAUGAACCUCAAAGAUUGGCGACUCGAAAUAUUCGACCCAAAUGAAGAUGACCUCAUUUCAGAUGCAUCGAGCAGUAUCACUGGAAAUAGCAAGCUGAAGACAGCCACAGUGAAAGCCAUCGCGUCCUUUCGUCACGUGACACAAGGUCGGAUUUCGAUUGUCGCCCCUACCUUGGACGGGAAGGCCUGGGUGGUGAAGGGCGGUAGUUGUGAGGCUGACCUCAUGUUGCAGUCUGGCGAUACGAAGCAGACGACUGUGGUGGAGUCUUAUCUCAAUGUCGCCGACCUGAUGGUAAAAGGAGAUUCAACGAAGACUGUGAUUCUGUGCUCCGACGGAACCAUUCGGAAUAUCCUGCAGACUGGAAAAACCAACUUGAUGUACCGCACAAAAAACACGGCCACGAGCCUUUGUGAGUCAGUUGAGGCUGGGAGUAUCUGGGUAACACAAGAUGACGGCAAAGUCGUGAAAUAUUCCAAAGAUGGUGAAAUAUCGCAGACAAUACACACGGAUCCUUCUGGUCGCAAACUCUUCUCUAUGCCAAUCAAAGUUCGCGUAAACAGACGUACGGGGGACAUGGCAGUCAUUGAAGACUCGCUCCCUCGUCAUGUUCUCAUCAUGGACAGAAGGAGCAAUAUUCUAUUCCGUUUCCAUGGAGAUCUUACCCUUGACGAACGCCAAAAUCAUGUUCCGGAUGGCGAAGGACAAGGUCGGAGUAGGUUCAUCCCUACCGCUGUGUGUUUCGACAGAAAUAGCAAUGUGGUUGUUUGUGACGCUGGUACUAAAUCAGUCAUGUUGGUGGACAGGCGAGGCCGAGCAACCAAGAGUAUAUGGCGGGACGGCAAUUUGCCGACAAGUUGCGGGACGCAACCUAAUGGCGACCUGUGGGUGGGAUUCUCGAAUGGCAAGGUGAAAGUCCUCAGAUAUCUAAUAUAGUUAAUGAAGGUCCGUCAUAAUCGAGACCAAACAAUCCUUCCACCACACCGAUGAUAUCAUCAGGACGUCAAACCGGAUAAAAGUAUUAUAUAUUACAAAAAACGUCACUUCCGUUUGAAUAUCGUCUCUAAGCGACAAUAAACACGUGACUGAGUCCGAUAUGAUAUAAAAGUAGAAAAAAAAAAGAAAACCCGGACAGUAGAGAUCUGUGCAUAUUAAAUAUCCUGUAAUUAUUUGUUAUAUGCUGCUGUUCUUGUAACGUGUGCGGUUGUAUUUUAGAACGGUAGAAUUAUUAUCAACUUGAGAAUAAAUGUGAUAUCAAAAUAACGAAUGUGAACUAUAAACGCCCUUUAUACCGCCAUAUUGGUGGUUGGUACAAAUGUGGCUAAAGUGUAACAAUUGUAUGCAAGUUAUAUAAAUGUUAUUUCUACAUCCAUCAUCAUCUACUGUCCUAUAUUGUGUAACGUAUUUAAAAAUACAAUAUGAUGUGGUGUGACGUAUGUCGUCAGGAUGAAAAACUGAUG
Pecten maximus is the source of this 2128-nucleotide messenger RNA. RefSeq lists its product as uncharacterized. NCBI's taxonomy places the organism in Eukaryota, Metazoa, Mollusca, Bivalvia, Pectinida, Pectinidae. The record is from RefSeq and is a predicted model, not a curated record. The transcript has a single exon. Gene Ontology annotation, cellular component: nucleoplasm; chromatin. Gene Ontology annotation, molecular function: zinc ion binding; ubiquitin-protein transferase activity. The coding region runs from base 30 to 1604 and encodes 524 amino acids. Gene Ontology annotation, biological process: positive regulation of DNA-templated transcription.